Molecule: messenger RNA, 1933 nt
Organism: Lindgomyces ingoldianus
Lineage: Eukaryota; Fungi; Ascomycota; Dothideomycetes; Pleosporales; Lindgomycetaceae
Product: T-complex protein 1 subunit zeta
Exons: 11
Coding region: 101-1720 (539 amino acids)
Biological process (GO): protein folding
Cellular component (GO): chaperonin-containing T-complex
Molecular function (GO): ATP-dependent protein folding chaperone; ATP hydrolysis activity; ATP binding
Source: RefSeq, a predicted model, not a curated record
CGAGGCAAGAGCAACCCUCCACAGCUUGUCUUCUCUACCAACAACGCCCCCAUAGCUGCGGUGCUUCCUUUUAUACCUUUGCCCUUAGACUUUACGCGCCAUGUCUGCUGCACAGCUUCUCAACCCGAAAGCUGAGUCUAGGAGACGCGGCGAAGCUCUACGGGUCAACAUCUCGGCUGGCGAAGGACUGCAGCAGGUCUUGGCCUCGAACCUUGGCCCGCGUGGGACCUUGAAAAUGCUCGUAGAUGGUGCAGGUGCAAUCAAACUCACGAAAGAUGGAAGUGUGUUGCUGAAAGAGAUGCAAAUCCAAAAUCCCACUGCCGUCAUGAUCGCACGAGCCGCAACUGCGCAGGAUGAUAUCACAGGGGAUGGAACCACGUCGGUCGUAUUGCUGGUCGGAGAGCUGUUGAAGCAGGCUGAUCGAUACAUAUCUGAAGGGCUACACCCCCGGGUAAUUACAGAUGGGUACGAGAUCGCCAAGACAGAGGCUCUGAAGUUCCUAGAUGAGUUCAAGCUCAAAAAGGAGGUCGACCGAGAACUGCUGCUCUCCGUGGCACGAACGUCAUUAUCAACCAAGUUGGACAGCUCGCUUGCUGAACAGUUGACUCCCGAUAUUGUUGACGCGGUCCUCGCCAUCUACCAAGCUCCAGCGAAGCCUGAUCUACAUAUGGUUGAGAUCAUGACUAUGCAGCAUCGAACAGCCGCAGACACUCAGCUCAUCCGUGGGCUUGCUCUUGACCACGGUGCAAGGCAUCCAGACAUGCCAAAAAGGGUGGAGAAUGCAUACAUCCUUACCUUGAACGUCAGUCUGGAGUACGAGAAGUCCGAGAUCAAUUCAGGGUUCUAUUACUCGAGUGCAGAUCAGAGGGAAAAACUUGUUGAGAGCGAGCGGCGGUUUGUUGACGAAAAGCUGAGGAAGAUUAUAGAGUUGAAGAAAGAAGUCUGCGGUAACGAUCCUAAGAAGGGCUUCGUAAUAAUAAAUCAGAAAGGUAUUGAUCCUUUGAGCUUGGAUGUCCUGGUCAAGAACGGCAUUUUUGCCUUGAGGAGAGCCAAGAGAAGGAACAUGGAAAGGCUCCAGCUUGUAUGCGGUGGAACUGCGCAGAACAGCGUAGACGACCUUACGCCAGACGUGCUUGGCUGGGCAGGUCUAGUGUAUGAGCAUCAAUUAGGGGAAGAGAAGUACACCUUCGUGGAAGAUGUCAAGGAACCUAAGUCGGUUACUCUGCUUAUUAAGGGACCAAAUGCGCACACUAUUACGCAGAUCAAGGACGCCGUGCGCGACGGUUUGAGGAGUGUCUACAACAUGAUUGUAGACGGGAGCGUGGUUCCAGGGGGUGGUGCCUUCCAGGUUGCUUGCGCUGCUCAUCUCUCAAGCGAGAAAUUUAGGAAGACCGUGAAAGGCAAGGCCAAAUGGGGGGUAACAGCGUUCGCGGAUGCCUUACUUGUCAUCCCAAAGACGCUCGCCGCAAAUUCGGGACACGAUAUACAGGACUCACUGGCUGCGCUUCAGGAUGAAUAUGUUGAAGGCAAUAUUGUGGGGCUGAAUCUGUCCACCGGAGAAGCGAUGGACCCCCUGCAGGAAGGCGUUUACGACUCGUUCCGCGUGCUUCGCAAUUGCAUUGCAUCGAGUACCGGCAUUGCCUCCAAUUUGCUCCUGUGCGACGAGAUGUUAAAAGCACGGCAAAUGGGACGCCAACCCGAACCAGGCGAAGGGCAAUGAUGAGGUACAAGAAGGUCAUCAUAUGCCACACGGUCUUGUUCGGUCCACACUUCUCUGUACUACAGAGAGCGCCUCGCGGCUUGUGAAUGCGACGCCCUGACAGGUGCAUGAAUUUAAGAGUUCUUAACAGAGAUGCGGGGAAAUGCUGUUCGACCUCUUGGUACAGGCGAUGUACAGUGCCCGCCUUGUUAAAAAUAAAUAGACACUGAACCG